AUGAACCACGAAAUCCCUGGCUAUUAUUAUGAUAAUGAGAAAAAAAAGUAUUUCAAGAUCGAAAAAACGCAUACGGCGCCCUCGUCGGCCGCCUGGUCUUCGGAUGCCGUGAAAAGGCGCAAAGUUGAGCACGAGGCUCAAAAACUCGCUGAACGCCAAGCGCACCAAGUAAAGAAACACAUUAAGCGCCAUUUUGUUGCCAGAGAUACAGUCACGUUCGCACUCCUUACGAGGGAGAUUGGUCUUCCCUAUGCCGCCGAGAGAGGCAGCGGUAGAGUAGAGGAUGAAGACCUUGGUGCUGCAGCGUGGGCAAGGGGCUCAGUAGCCAGAGGCAACGUCCCAUUUGCACCAACCUUUGCAAGAGAGCGACGUGCAAACAUGCCGUGCUUUUAUGUCUCUGGGGACGAUGAGAAGACGGGCCUAGGGGCUUCUUAUGCCACUUUGGAUGAGGAGACUUUGGUGGGAAGCUAUAUUCCUACAGAUGAGAAUGACGAGUUGAAUUCAUUUCUCACGAGAAGCACCCAUUUCUUCUGGCAGAACCCUAUCAUUCCGUACAGAGGCGCAAUUCUCUACCAGAGAGUCGCUGUCCCUCACGAGGGACGUGGUGAAUGGAUGGUUCACAAUAGCACGCCCGCCCCUUCAUCUUCGGACCUUAUUUGUGUUGCUAGCUCUAACAGAGGCCUCCUUAGAAUGCAUUCCGAGGGGAGUGUCUCGGUGGUUGCUCCAAGAGCCGUCCAAAAUGGUAUACAACUCCCACAAGAAACGUUCGCACAAGAUUUCCAAGAAGGGAACCACAACGUUGUGUUUGCUGGCGGGAGGCAACCCAGGCUUUGGAUAACAGAUCUUCGCGCCCCUGAACCACAAUGGUCGUUUGCGAAUCACGCAAGCUCCAUCUCCCAUAUCAAGAGUGUAAACCCACAUCAGGUGCUGGCAUCGGGAUUGAAGAGCUCGAUGGCUCUCUACGACGUACGCUAUCUAACAAGUGACCCUCGUGGAACAAAGCCACUGCUGUAUUUUAACGGGCACCGCAACGAGGCUCACUUUCACAUUGGUUGGGAUGUCAGCCCAGAGCUGAACGUCGUUGCUGCGGCCCAGGAGAAUGGGACUGUGAAGCUCUUUUCAUUGAAAUCAGGUUGUCAACUACGCUGUUCAGCUAUCGAAACUAUUCACGUUGAUUCGCCCGUCAAGGCGCUGAUGUUCCAGAGGAUGCCUCGGGAAAGAAUGCCCAGUCUUUUUGUCGGCGAAGGGCCUUUAUUAAGGAAGUUUUCUUUUGGAAUACGAGAAUGGGGUGAUGAGGCCUGA
Messenger RNA from Fusarium subglutinans, 1302 nucleotides. RefSeq names its product myocyte-specific enhancer factor 2d. Gene Ontology annotation, molecular function: protein binding. Lineage: Eukaryota; Fungi; Ascomycota; Sordariomycetes; Hypocreales; Nectriaceae. Bases 1 to 1302 code for a protein of 433 amino acids. The record is from RefSeq and is a predicted model, not a curated record. The transcript is spliced from 5 exons. Gene Ontology annotation, cellular component: Cul4-RING E3 ubiquitin ligase complex.